GUACUCGUGACAUACGUCGUCGUCGUGUCGUGGUAUUUCGCAGCUGACAGAUUUUCUAACCUCAAUUGUCGUAAACUUUCACGCUUAAUAUUUCGGUUUUCGGGACACAACGACGCUUAUUUUUGCCAGAUUCUUUCGUUUCAUACGAAAACGCGUCAAAUUUAUUGAUUUUUAGGAUGUUGUAGUUAAACUGUAUAAUUAUCCAAUUUAGUGUAUUAUAUUUUAAAUAUAUUGCUGAAAUUAAGCAACUUUGAUGCACACUAUUAUGCUUGACAUAUAUAACCGCGAAUAAAGUGAAGAGAAAGCGACGAUAAAAAUAAUGACUGACGUAGAAAAAUCCAGAGCAAUGGAGAUUCAAUUGAAAACUGAAAAACAAUUGAGCGAAGAUACAGUAGAUUUCUCAGAAGCUGCAGAAAAACUGGCGGAAGGUCUUUUGGGUAUUUAUCAAUCUCCACUGGAACAAGUUAAGCAAGAACUUUUCGAGCUGACUAAUAAACAAGAGUCUCUACUUACACGAAUGCAGCUUGAGAAUAAAAGGAUACAUGAGACAUUUGAAGAUAUAGAUUUAAAUGAUAUGUUUUCAGUCGUUAAAAUUUAUCAAGGAAAAUUAUCAGUGAUAAGAAAAGAAAUGAUUAAUAUUCAUGAAAGAACGUCUAAACUAAAGAAACGCGUGUUGCGUCUUCAACAGAUUAAGAAAAAAGAAUCAAUGAAUAGGGAACAACAACGUGAACAAGAAUUGCGCAAGGAACAAGAAUUAAUUGGAAAAUCUACAACUAAUUAAAAGAGUAUAAAUCUAAAUAAACCGAUAAAUUUUUACAAAUUAUUUCUAUAAGAGAAAUAUAACUGUUUCGAGGGUCAAAGUCAAGUUGAAGUCGGGUUCAGUUGAGUGCUCUUACGUUGGAAACAUUAAGAAUCCUACCCAAUAAAAUUUUAAGGUAGUUA
This is a messenger RNA of Acromyrmex echinatior (Panamanian leafcutter ant), 942 nucleotides long. It is a transcript of the gene Pldn, whose product is annotated as biogenesis of lysosomal organelles complex 1 subunit pallidin. Gene Ontology annotation, biological process: intracellular transport. The record is from RefSeq and is a predicted model, not a curated record. Lineage: Eukaryota; Metazoa; Arthropoda; Insecta; Hymenoptera; Formicidae. Gene Ontology annotation, cellular component: transport vesicle; BLOC-1 complex.